AUGGCUAACUCGUCUCCGUCCUCCGUGGCCGGUGGGACAACGUCCCACACUGCGUCGACCAUCAUCGCCGAGGGUGUAUCCGGGUCGCACGACCUAAGCAUCAAGGGCUACUCUCGCACCAAGGGGCUGGGCAUCGGCGAAUGCAUCACAUCCGAGAAGUUCGACGUCGGGGGCCAUCACUGGUGUAUCAAAUACUACCCUGACGGUGAGGCCAAGGACGACACCGACUCGGUAGCACUGCACCUAUGGCGUGAUGACACUGACGGCAAUGAUGUCACCGCAAUAUUCACGUUCAGUUUGCUCAACGGGGAGGGGCAACCGGUGUCACUCCACAGCCACUCAAGUGGGCGUCGUACGUUCAGGCCCAAACAAGGAUGGGGAUUCGGUACGUUCAUCGAGAGGAACGACUUGGAGGAUUCCCCUCAUCUCAAAGAUGACUGUUUCAGCAUCAGGUGUGAUCUCACUCUCACUAAGGAGAUCUGCACCACACGCGCUGCCCCGUUUGUAGUUGUGCCGCCGUCGGACAUGCAUCGGCAACUACUCUACCUCUUGACAAGCAGGCAUGCAGGUGACGUGACUUUCAAGGUCGGCCGUCAGCGGUUCACGGCGCAUAGGUACAUCCUUGCUGCUCGGUCUUCGGUCUUCAUGGCCGAGCUCUUUGGUCCCAUGAAAGAGAAGGAGGCCACCUGCAUACACAUCCAUGAAGUGGAGGCCAAGGUUUUUAAAGCCAUGCUUCACUUCAUUUACACCGACGAACUGCCUCAGAUUGACGACGGCGAAGCUAUGGUGAUGGCACAACAUUUGCUCGUAGCGGCUGACAGAUAUAACCUCGAUAGGCUCAAGUUAAUGUGCGAGGAGACCUUGUGCAACUACAUCAGCAAAGACACAGCAGCCACCACGUUGGCGUUGGCUGAGCAGCAUGGCUGCGAUGGGCUCAGGAGGGCAUGCUUCGCAUUCCUCGCUUCACUCGACAAUCUCAAGGCAGUCAUGGCGAGUGAUGGCUUUGCCCAUCUGAGGAGCAGCUGCCCCUCCAUCAUAGAGAAGCUGGUCACCAACCUUGCUCCCUGCUGA
This is a messenger RNA of Triticum turgidum subsp. durum (durum wheat), 1071 nucleotides long. Lineage: Eukaryota; Viridiplantae; Streptophyta; Magnoliopsida; Poales; Poaceae. The record is from the annotation of a GenBank genome assembly.